This is a messenger RNA of Mytilus trossulus (common blue mussel), 883 nucleotides long. RefSeq names its product frizzled-4-like. Lineage: Eukaryota; Metazoa; Mollusca; Bivalvia; Mytilida; Mytilidae. The transcript has 4 exons. The record is from RefSeq and is a predicted model, not a curated record. The coding region runs from base 136 to 636 and encodes 166 amino acids. Gene Ontology annotation, biological process: canonical Wnt signaling pathway; non-canonical Wnt signaling pathway. Gene Ontology annotation, cellular component: plasma membrane. Gene Ontology annotation, molecular function: Wnt-protein binding; Wnt receptor activity.
AAUUGGUCAGUUGCCGAAAUAUCUAUAAGGGAAUUGUCAUUUACCGAAAAUCCUUUAGGUGCCUCAUUUAAUAGUUGUUUUGUCUAUAAAACAAUAGGUUAUUAUUCUUGACAAAAUUAGUAUCUUGCGAUAGAAAUGGCUUUAAUGGUGGUGUCUGCAAUUUUGUUCUUUUCAAUUUCAUGCGUUUUGGUAACUUGUUUUAGGAUACCAGGAUUCGGUGGCUCGUCUGGUAUGCAUGGCUCGCCCGGUUUAACGGGUUUUCCGGGUAUAGCUCCACCAACUUGUCAGACAAUCCAAAGCAAACACUGUGCUAAAUAUGGAUUCAAUGUAACAACCUUUCCAAACUAUCUUGGACAUACUUCGGUGGAAAUUGCAGAUAUAAAUUUGGGCACCAUACUCGAACAGAUUAAAUUUUGUACCAUAGAACGAACACGGUCUCAGUUAAUAGCAUGCGCAAUACACGUUCCAAUUUGCAUUGAGGGCAAAAAAAUACCACCUUGCUUGGAAGAUUGUAAAGAAGUAAUUACGACUUGUAAAGUAAACCAACUGCCAGGAUUGCAUAUGGCUGAAACACUUUGUGGAAUUUUCCCAUCCAAAGUAACUGCAGGAAACGGUGGCUGUAUAAGUAUGCCAUAGAGUGAAAGGUCCAUAUACAGUUUGGGAUAAUCGCAGCGUUAUAGUUGUAUUAUUAUUAAAUGCAUCAAGACAAUAUACCAAUGCUGCAUGUGGUUGAUAAAACAAAAAUGUUGUAUUGUUGAUACUAUCUGUUUUUAAAUUACAGAUCUAUAUGAAAUAAGCUUUUAUAGAACUUUUGGAUGACCAUUCAAGAUCAACCUGUUAGAAUAAUGUCUACGAUUAUAAAUAUAGACGAUUUUGUUUCAAA